Molecule: messenger RNA, 1509 nt
Organism: Brienomyrus brachyistius
Lineage: Eukaryota; Metazoa; Chordata; Actinopteri; Osteoglossiformes; Mormyridae
Product: olfactory receptor 52K1-like
Exons: 2
Coding region: 142-1083 (313 amino acids)
Biological process (GO): G protein-coupled receptor signaling pathway
Cellular component (GO): membrane
Molecular function (GO): olfactory receptor activity; G protein-coupled receptor activity
Source: RefSeq, a predicted model, not a curated record
GGAGCCGGGGGCAGGAAGAGGUGGAGUGCAGAGCGUCAGAAGCAGAGGAAAGUCCUACCAGCCACCGACUCAGCCUGGACCCCCCUGCGGCUUCUACAAGAGAUUACAGCACAAAUAUAAAGUUCCAGACCUUCCAUCGAGAUGCACGAAGACCCAGACAGAAACACCAGCAACACAGACUUCAUCUUAGUUAGUUUCUCUGGAGCUCAAGAGUGGAGACAACUGCUCUUCAUCCCUUUUCUGUUCAUGUUCCUAAUUUCAUUUGUUGGAAAUUUAUUUCUGAUUUUUAUAAUUCUGUCACAAAGGUCCUUGCACUCUCCCAUGUACCUCCUAAUAUGUGCAAUGGCCUUUGUUGAUCUCACUACACCAAUUUUCUUUGUUCCAAAACUGCUUGCUAUGUUACUGUACAAUCUGAGACACAUCUCUCUGCUGGGCUGUCUAGCACAAAUGUUCUUUAUACAUUUCAUUGGUAGCUUCCAGUCAACUAUUUUGCUGUGGAUGGCUGUGGAUCGUUACUAUGCAAUCUGUACUCCUCUGCACUACAAUGACUACAUGGCUUUCUCUGCCUUUCUCAAAUUCAUAAUCGUUCCUUCAGUCAGGAAUGCUGUUUUGAUUUUAAGUAUAGUCAGUCUGGCUGGAUCUCUGUCCUUCUGCCAGCAUGAGAUCGACCACUGUUUCUGUGAGCACAUGGCGUUGGUCACGCUGGCCUGUGGGACCAUACGCAUGAAUAACAUUGUAGGACUGAUGACUAUUUUUUGUGUACCAACAGUUGAUUUUCUGUUAAUCGUUGCAUCUUAUGUUAGAAUAUUUUUCUCAGUGUUUAAGUCGGGGAAGUCCAGCCGAAAGGCUCUCAGCACCUGCGUAACUCAUAUUAUUGUCAUAACCGUUAGUUUAAUUUUUACGUUAAUUGCAUUUCUUUCCUACAGGGUAAAGAAUGACAUGUCAUCCAACAGUCGCACUGUAAUCAGCAUCAUGUAUUUACUUUUUCCCAGUUGUUUCAACCCGAUAAUUUAUGGUGUCAGAACAAAGGAAAUUAGACAACAAGUAAUGAAAACUCUGAAGUGCGGAAAAGUGGCCCCAUGACACCGACCGGAAAGCUUCAGUGUAAAAUGAACAAGGUAACACAUGUUAUGUGUGGGCCGGGCCUUAGCCAGCUAUGAGGUCCGGACCUCAGUCAUUUUUUAAGAGCAAAAAUAAAAUUUGAAGCUAAAUUUUCACCUGAAUAAAAAAUUAACUAAUAUUUCACAUCACUAAUUAAUUGAAAAAAUAAACAGUUAAUGAAGGGGAUGGUAUAUACUGUAUAAUGUGAUUGACAAGACCUGGUUACGGCCCUGUGUGUGGGGGGGGUCUUAAGUGUGAGACAGUAUUAAGUGUACAGAGAGACACAGGAACAGAAACAAUAGCAUUUAAUGCUCUAUCUGUGUGUAACUAAUGAAGACAUUUCCAUUUUUUUCAAUUGCUGUAAAUUCUUUAAGAAAAUUACUAUACAUGUCAUCAUAUGAAUAAAAC